UUAGAAUCCAAUUCUCUCAAUCAUUCAUGGAUGCCAUUAACAUUUAUGGAAUUGCCAUUGGCGGCAUCCUGUUACUUCUCGUCGUGGCCCGUUUGAGACCCGCACUCUGUGAUUUGGCUCGUGUGCUCUCUAUUUUGGUGUCAAAAUAUCUCGUUUAUCCAUACAUGCUGAAUCGUCAUCGAUGGUUCGGACCUUGGACCUGGGCAGGCAUCAUCAAAUGUCUAGUGUACGGCGCCUUAAACUGCGUUGUCGUCUUGUACAAUGUCCACACAUAUGAGGAGGCUAGUGCUCAGGCAGGCAGACUUGCUCUUGUUAAUAUGGCAGUCCUAUUCAUGGCUCCUCACCCGAGUGUCCUAGCAGAUAUCCUUGGAAUUUCCCUAGAGGCCUACCAAUGGAUACACCGUGCAGCUGGGUGGAUGACGUGUGCUUUGGUGACGAUUCAUGUAUUGACAAUUCAGCAAGACGUGGACCCAAAACAAGGGGAGAUCCUCUUCGCAAUUAUUGGCGCUGUCUCAUUAGCAAUGAUUAUCAUAUCUACCAUUCCAGUCCUCCAGAAGCGGAUCUAUGAAAUAUUCUUGCGAACUCAUCAGGCCCUUGCAGUCUUAUUCGUUUAUGCUAUUUGGCGCCACUUGCCCUCGGGUUCCAUCUUCCCACGACUGUAUCUCUACGUCCCGUUGUCUAUCCUCUGUUUGAUCGCGGUCUACCAGGUUGGACAGUUUCUAUACCAGAACAGCUUCCUCUCAUCCCGGCCAAAGCCGCGGGCAACAAUUACCUGUAGACCAGUUCAACCACCAAUCGAUGGGAACAAGGAAGGCUCGGGAAAGGAACUGGAAAAAGAUGUCGGGCGCAUCAUAAAGAUUCAUGUUACUCUGGGCAGACCCCUUGGCAUUGGUGCCGGUCAGUGUAUUCACUUGUGGAUGCCCUCGGUGAGCUUUGGUUCUUGGAUGCAAUCACACCCCUUCGUAGUGACCUCUUGGUCACCAGAGAAGCAGACCACGCUGGAAUUUUUUGUCCAGGUCCGUCGAGGAUUCACCGCAACUUUGCACCAACGUGCCUCUGCCAGUGGAUCCGCUUCGUUCUGUGCGUUCGUGAUGGGUCCGUUUGGGAUCAGCCACUCCUUAAGUCAGUAUGAGACCGUCGUUGCUGUGGCCAGCAAUGCUGGUAUUGCGGGCGUGGUACCCUAUCUCAAACAGCUUCUCUAUAGCUACAAUACGUUGACGGCUCAAAUCCGCCGUCUGCAUCUAGUGUGGGAAGUUGACACUCUAGGUAAACAGUGAUCAUUUACACACACGCACAGAGCUAAUCGAUAUAGAUAUGGUUGUUGAAGCGCAGCCUCUACUCAAUGAGCUGCUCAAAGACGACAGUCUUGCCAAUGGCUAUAUAUUUGAAGUAUCGAUGUAUACCGAAGCAGCCCACGAUGACGGAGAAUCCUUCGGGGAACACAACCGUGCUUUCCUAUACCAUGGGAAGCCGGAUUAUAACAAAAUCAUAUCCACCGAAGUGGCAGAUGACUAUAUAGAGAGAAUUCCUAGCACUCCGGACCAGACUGGGGAGAUUCUGAUACUGAGUAUGUCUUUGAUAUGGUCGAUAACUGAUCAGAAUACUAACAUAGUAAAGCUUCGGUGUCAAACAGAUUGAGGGAUCAUUUGAAGUCUGUUGUUCGUGGGUACCUUGGUAAGAAAGUUACUAUGCAGGAAGUGGACUACCAGCCGUCUGAGAUCAUCGCACAGUGAUUAUGGGGUGAUAGAGUUUUCUCCAACCUAAAGCGUUCAUUAGUUUAUUAGUAGAGAUAUAUAACAUUUCCAUGAC
Monascus purpureus is the source of this 1809-nucleotide messenger RNA. The record is from the annotation of a GenBank genome assembly. Lineage: Eukaryota; Fungi; Ascomycota; Eurotiomycetes; Eurotiales; Aspergillaceae.